Molecule: messenger RNA, 4091 nt
Organism: Gekko japonicus
Lineage: Eukaryota; Metazoa; Chordata; Lepidosauria; Squamata; Gekkonidae
Product: zinc finger protein 658B-like
Exons: 3
Coding region: 39-4091 (1350 amino acids)
Biological process (GO): central nervous system development; regulation of transcription by RNA polymerase II
Cellular component (GO): nucleus
Molecular function (GO): RNA polymerase II cis-regulatory region sequence-specific DNA binding; DNA-binding transcription factor activity, RNA polymerase II-specific
Source: RefSeq, a predicted model, not a curated record
AUUCAGGGGUGAAGCCAUCUAUCUGCUCUAAGACUGGAAUGAUGUUCUCCAGUGGAAGAAAGGGUAAUGUAUUUUUUCCAAACCACAUUAUAAUGAAGGCAUGUAAAUGCUUUUAUUGUAGAAAGUACUUCAGAUACAGAACACAGUUUCUUGUACACCAAAGAAUAAACACAGCAGAGAAGGUUUUUGAAUGCUCAGAGUGUGGUAAGAAAUUCAGUACGAAUUCCACUCUUCAAAAGCACGAAAGAAAGCACACGGGUAAGAAAUCAUUUGAAAGCUCGGAGUGUGGAAAGAGAUUCAGUCACAUUCACAGUCUUCAACGGCAUCAAAAAACCCACACGGGGGAGAAACCAUUUGAAUGCUCAGAGGGUGGAAAGAGAUUCAGUCGGAGUAGCCAUCUUCAACAGCAUCAAAGAAUCCACACAGGGGAGAAACCAUUUGAAUGCUCAGAGGGUGGAAAGAGAUUCAGUCGGAGUAGCCAUCUUCAACAGCAUCAAAGAAUCCACACAGGGGAGAAACCAUUUGAAUGCUCAGAGGGUGGAAAGAGAUUCAGUCGGAGUAGCCAUCUUCAACAGCAUCAAAGAAUCCACACAGGGGAGAAACCAUUUGAAUGCUCAGAGGGUGGAAAGAGAUUCAGUGAGAGUUGCAGUUUUCAGUGGCAUCAGAGAACCCACACAGGGGAGAAACUCUUUGAAUGCUUACAGUGUGGGAAGAAAUUCAGUCAGAGUUGUCAUCUUCAACUGCACCAAAGAAACCACACAGGGGAGAGAUCUUUUGAAUGCUCAGAGUGUGGAAAGAAAUUUGGUAAGCGUGACAAUCUUCGAAAGCAUCGGAGAACCCACAAAGCAGACAAGGCCUUUGAAUGCUCAGAGUGUGGAAAGAGAUUCAGUCAGAGUGGCAAUCUUCAACAGCAUCAAAGAAUCCACACAGGGGAGAAACCUUUUGAAUGCUCAGAGUGUGGAAAGAGAUUCAGUGGGAGUGGCACUCUUCAAAGGCAUCAAAGAACCCACACAGGGGAGAAACCUUUUGAAUGCUCAGAGUGUGGAAAGAGAUUCAGUGGGAGUGGCACUCUUCAAAGGCAUCAAAGAACCCACACAGGGGAGAAACCUUUUGAAUGCUCAGAGUGUGGAAAGAGAUUCAGUGGGAGUGGCACUCUUCAAAGGCAUCAAAGAACCCACACAGGGGAGAAACCUUUUGAAUGCUCAGAGUGUGGAAAGAGAUUCAGUGGGAGUGGCACUCUUCAAAGGCAUCAAAGAACCCACACAGGGGAGAAACCUUUUGAAUGCUCAGAGUGUGGAAAGAAAUUCAGUCAGAAUGCCUGUCUGCAACAGCAUCAGAGAACCCACACAGGGGAGAAACCUUUUGAGUGCUCAGAAUGUGGAAAGAGAUUCAACAGAGCAUCACACCUAUACCUUCACGAAAGAAAGCACACAGGUAAGAAAUUUUUUGAAUGCUUGGAGUGUGGAAAGAGAUUCUGUCGGAGUAGCCAUCUUCAACAGCAUCAAAGAACCCACACGGGGGAGAAACCAUUUGAAUGCUCAGAGUGUGGAAAGAGAUUCAGUCUGAGUGGCACUCUUCAACGGCAUCAAAGAACCCACACGGGGGAGAAACCUUUUGAAUGCUCAGAGUGUGGGAAGAGAUUCAGUCGGAGUGGCACUCUCCAACAGCAUCAAAGAACCCACACGGGGGAGAAACCUUUUGAAUGCUCAGAGUGUGGAAAGAGAUUCAGUCACAUUCCCAGUCUUCAACUGCACCACAGAACCCACACAGGGGAGAAACCUUUUGAAUGCUCAGAGUGUGGAAAGAGAUUCAGUGGGAGUGGCACUCUUCAACAGCAUCAAAGAAUCCACACAGGGGAGAAACCUUUUGAAUGCUCAGAGUGUGGGAAGAGAUUCCGUGAGAGUGGUCAUCUUCAACGGCAUCAAAGAACCCACACAAGGGAGAAACCUUUUGAAUGCCCAGAGUGUAGAAAGAUAUUCAGUGAUAGUGGUAAUCUUCGAAGGCAUCAAAGAAUCCACACAGGAGAGAAACCUUUUGAAUGCUCAGAAUGUGGAAAGAGAUUCAGUCGGAGUGGCACUCUUCAACGGCAUCAAAGAACCCACACAGGGGAGAAACCUUUUGAAUGCUCAGAGUGUGGAAAGAGAUUCAGUAGGAGUGGUGAUCUUCAGGUGCACCAAAGAACCCACACAGGGGAGAAACCUUUUGAAUGCUCAGAGUGUGGAAAGAGAUUCAGUAGGAGUGGUGAUCUUCAGGUGCACCAAAGAACCCACACAGGGGAGAAACCUUUUGAAUGCUCAGAGUGUGGAAAGAGAUUCAGUAGGAGUGGUGAUCUUCAGGUGCACCAAAGAACCCACACAGGGGAGAAACCUUUUGAAUGCUCAGAGUGUGGAAAGAGAUUCAGUAGGAGUGGUGAUCUUCAGGUGCACCAAAGAACCCACACAGGGGAGAAACCUUUUGAAUGCUCAGAGUGUGGAAAGAGAUUCAGUAGGAGUGGUGAUCUUCAGGUGCACCAAAGAACCCACACAGGGGAGAAACCUUUUGAAUGCUCAGAGUGUGGAAAGAGAUUCAGUAGGAGUGGUGAUCUUCAGGUGCACCAAAGAACCCACACAGGGGAGAAACCUUUUGAAUGCUCAGAGUGUGGAAAGAGAUUCAGUAGGAGUGGUGAUCUUCAGGUGCACCAAAGAACCCACACAGGGGAGAAACCUUUUGAAUGCUCAGAGUGUGGAAAGAGAUUCAGUAGGAGUGGUGAUCUUCAGGUGCACCAAAGAACCCACACAGGGGAGAAACCUUUUGAAUGCUCAGAGUGUGGAAAGAGAUUCAGUAGGAGUGGUGAUCUUCAGGUGCACCAAAGAACCCACACAGGGGAGAAACCUUUUGAAUGCUCAGAGUGUGGAAAGAGAUUCAGUAGGAGUGGUGAUCUUCAGGUGCACCAAAGAACCCACACAGGGGAGAAACCUUUUGAAUGCUCAGAGUGUGGAAAGAGAUUCAGUAGGAGUGGUGAUCUUCAGGUGCACCAAAGAACCCACACAGGGGAGAAACCUUUUGAAUGCUCAGAGUGUGGAAAGAGAUUCAGUAGGAGUGGUGAUCUUCAGGUGCACCAAAGAACCCACACAGGGGAGAAACCUUUUGAAUGCUCAGAGUGUGGAAAGAGAUUCAGUAGGAGUGGUGAUCUUCAGGUGCACCAAAGAACCCACACAGGGGAGAAACCUUUUGAAUGCUCAGAGUGUGGAAAGAGAUUCAGUAGGAGUGGUGAUCUUCAGGUGCACCAAAGAACCCACACAGGGGAGAAACCUUUUGAAUGCUCAGAGUGUGGAAAGAGAUUCAGUAGGAGUGGUGAUCUUCAGGUGCACCAAAGAACCCACACAGGGGAGAAACCUUUUGAAUGCUCAGAGUGUGGAAAGAGAUUCAGUAGGAGUGGUGAUCUUCAGGUGCACCAAAGAACCCACACAGGGGAGAAACCUUUUGAAUGCUCAGAGUGUGGAAAGAGAUUCAGUAGGAGUGGUGAUCUUCAGGUGCACCAAAGAACCCACACAGGGGAGAAACCUUUUGAAUGCUCAGAGUGUGGAAAGAGAUUCAGUAGGAGUGGUGAUCUUCAGGUGCACCAAAGAACCCACACAGGGGAGAAACCUUUUGAAUGCUCAGAGUGUGGAAAGAGAUUCAGUAGGAGUGGUGAUCUUCAGGUGCACCAAAGAACCCACACAGGGGAGAAACCUUUUGAAUGCUCAGAGUGUGGGAAGAGAUUCCGUGAGAGUGGUCAUCUUCAACGGCAUCAAAGAACCCACACAAGGGAGAAACCUUUUGAAUGCCCAGAGUGUAGAAAGAUAUUCAGUGAUAGUGGUAAUCUUCGAAGGCAUCAAAGAAUCCACACAGGAGAGCAACCUUUUGAAUGCUCAGAAUGUGGAAAGAGAUUCAGUCGGAGUGGCACUCUUCAAAGGCAUCAAAGAAUCCACAAAGAGGAGAACCGUUUUGAAUGCUCAGAGUAUAGAAAAAAUUCAGUCAGAGGGCAGCUCUUGAACAGCACCUACGAGUUCACAGAGGAGAGAAACCUUUUUGAACGCCCAGGGUGUGGACAGAGAUUCAACAUCAUCUAA